Paramuricea clavata is the source of this 2616-nucleotide messenger RNA. The record is from the annotation of a GenBank genome assembly. Lineage: Eukaryota; Metazoa; Cnidaria; Anthozoa; Malacalcyonacea; Plexauridae.
AUGACACAGAAUAAAGAUCCAUACAGAAGGUACAUUUUCUACCGUCCUCCAGGAUCAACUUCAGAAAUUCUUUUUCAACUGAACUCCUCUCUAAAGAGUACUCGCGAAUCAAGCCGUUUAGUAGUGGUUGGCGAUUUCAACAUUCCUUCAGUAAAUUGGUCAAUAGACAAAUCUGCACCCAUUAACACAGGCGGACACGCGGCAGGAGAAAAUUUGUGUGAUGUGGUAGGGGAUAACUUUCUGCAUCAAUUUAUUAAAGGUCGUACACACAUCAAUGGAAACAAGCUUGACUUAUUGUUAUCUAACUGUCCAGAAAUUGUCGAAAAUGUUACCACUUUUACUCCUGGACAAGUGUUUCCAACUGAUCACCAUGCUGUUGAAUUUUGAAUUAAAUUAAAAAUUAAACAAUGCGAGCCAGUGCCACGUAAAGUGUUCGACUUUAAUAUAGGUAACUUCGAUGAACUUCGCAGUUCCCUUCUGCGCAUAUUACCUGACUUCGCUAUGUCAACGGACAGUAUCGAUGAUUGCUGGCUGAAAUAGAAAAAAUUGUUUCUUGACGCUGUGGGUAAAUUUGUUCCAACAAGGACCAUCAAAGACAAAAAAUCUCCGCCUUGGAUUGACGGAGAAGUUCGCCAUUUCAUAAGAAAGAAAUACGAUGCUUUGAGAAAAUUUCGGAAGGACAGAUCUGAUAUCCGCAAACAAAACCUGCGCGAACUAAGUCAAAAAGUGAAAUAUUUGAUAAGGGCAAAGCACCGCGAGUAUCUCAAGAAAAUCGAAGGUUCUUUCAAGGACAACCCAAAAUUAUUUUGGAGUUACCACAAGGCUAUCUUACACCACCAUGGAAAGUCAACUUCGAAAAUAACACAUAAUGGCAAAACAGCAACUACACCAGCUGGUAAGGCAGAACUGUUCAAUUCAUAUUUCUCUUCUGUAUUUCGUCCUCCCUCUUCGCAACAAGAUAUCGACAAUAGAAAUUUACUAGAUUAUCCUCCACCCGAAGUACUGUUAUCCGAACUCACUGUGACAGUCGAAGAUGUUACAAAUUAUCUCAAUGCUCUGGACAUCACGAAAGCAAGUGGGCCUGACGAAAUCCCUGCUCGUCUUCUUAAAACUUGUAGCAAUGAAAUCGCGCCAAGCCUCUGCUCCCUCUUCAACCAAUCGCUUGAAACAGCUCGUUUACCGUCGGAAUGGAAAAUGGCCAAUAUAACUUCAGUGCACAAAAAGGAUUCCCUUGAACCAGCCAUCAACUACAGACCUAUCUCCCUGCUGUGCAUAAUAAACAAAGUUCUAGAACGUCUUGUUGGGAACGGUCUGCGUGCUCAGGUAAAACAUCUCAUCACAACCCUGCAACAUGGUUUUCAACGCAACCGCUCGUGUGCCACCCAACUGCUUGCAGUCCUCCAUGAAAUUGGGAAGAAUCUGGACCAAAAUGUUCAAACUGAUGUACUGUACUUAGACUUUGCGAAGGCUUUUGAUACCGUAGACCACCAGAUCCUUUUAAAAAAACUUAAACGUUUUGGUGUAGUAGACCGCAUGCAUGAUUGGUUCAAAGAUUAUUUGCAUCAACGAUUCCAACGAGUUGUUGUAGACGGUGCAGUCUCCGACUGGGUACAUGUUACUUCGGGCGUUCCGCAAGGAAGUAUUUUGGGUCCUAUGCUAUUUGUAAUAUUCAUAAACGAUUUACCAGACGUUGUGCCAGAUUGUAUCUCUACAAGACUUUACGCAGAUGACACCAAACUCUACAGGAACGUAUCAACUAUCGGUGACUGUGAGAAAUUACAAGACGCUUUAACAGAACUUAGUUCUUGGAGUUAUCAAAAUAACAUGAACUUUAAUGCGUCAAAGUGCAAAGUUCUGUCCAUAACACGCAAGGUCAAUCCAUUGCAUUUUCAGUACCAUAUGGAUUCUACCAAGUUACUUCGAGUAAACGAAGAAAAAGAUCUCGGGGUGAUCAUUACCGAGAAUUUGUCAUGGGAAUCACAUCUUACCUGCAUUUGUGCGAAAGCUAACAAAUUACUCGGUCUAUUAAAGCGAACAUGUAUUUCAAUUAUUGACAGUAGUGUUCGAAAGACUCUCUAUUUGACGUUGGUUAGGUCCAAGUUAAGUUAUGCGACUGAGGUUUGGUCUCCAGCAAGUUCCUUAUUGAAACAAAAGGCUGAGAAGAUUCAGAGACGUGCUACGAGAUGGAUCCUGCGCGUCAAAGCCGGUGAACUAUCCUACAAAGAGAGACUUCAGCAACUGGAUAUGCUCCCUCUUGCGUACGAUCGCGAGGUCAAAGACUUAGUAUUUUUUUAUAAGGCUGUGAACGGAUAUAUUGACAUUGAUGUCUCAAAUUUUGUUAACUUUGUCAAUCAUGGACGGACACGUAGAGCAUUGAGAUCCAAAUACUUAGAAACUCCGUUGUGUAAAACUUGUACGUACAGUUCGUCGUAUUUUAAUCGUGUUGUCAAAUUAUGGAACAGUGUUUGUGUCUCGAUUGAUCCUUCCAGUUUUACAUCGCCAUCGUCUUUCAAACUAUACCUCAAGAUGAGGUAUAAGAAUAUUCUGGAAACAGUAUUUGAUCCGGACAUGACUUGCACCUGGUCACUUAAACGUGAUUGUGGUUGUCACAAAUAA